AAUCUGCAGCCAAGACUGCCACUUUGACCCUUGCGCUGUUUGUAGGAGUCGCGGACCCUUGUGGCUUUACGUGACCCGAUUGGAAGCAACCCCACCACCAUCAUUCCGCCGCCGCCGCCACGAAUCCCACCUCGUGAACCGACCAGAUAAAGCUGUUCCAUCCCGCACCUCCUCUUCUAUCCCCUCAAUUCCUCCCUCAACAUCCUCCUCGCACUUAUUCAUCUCUAUCCCACCAAACAACCGCCAUAAUGACCCUUCCCACCGUCUACAUUGUCUCUGCCGUCCGCACUCCCAUCGGCAGCUUCCAGGGCUCGAUUUCCUCCCUCUCGGCUACGGAAUUGGGUGCCCACGCCGUCAAGGCAGCCAUCGCAAAGGCAGGUGUCAAGCCUGAGGAUGUCGAGGAGCUUUUCCUCGGAAACGUGCUCUCGGCCAACUUGGGUCAGAACCCCGCCCGCCAGUGUGUCCUCCAAGCCGGACUUCCUCAGUCGAUUGUCGCCACAACCGUCAACAAGGUGUGCGCCUCCGGUAUGAAGGCGAUUAUCCUGGCUGCGCAAACCAUCAUGACUGGAAACGCUUCCGUCGUCGUCGCCGCCGGAACCGAAUCCAUGUCCAACGUCCCCUACUACAUCCCUACCGCCCGCGGUGGCGCCCGCUUCGGCCACAAGGAGAUUGUGGACGGUGUGUUAAAGGAUGGCCUUACCUGCGCUCAUGACAAACUUCACAUGGGCAUGGCUGCCGAGAAGUGUGCCUCGGAUUACACCUUCUCCCGCGAGGACCAAGACGAGUACGCGAUUGCAUCCUACCAGAAGGCACAGGCCGCUCAGAAGGACGGUCUCUUCAAAGACGAGAUUGCUCCUAUCGAAGUCUCCGGCGGCCGCGGAAAGCCCAACAAGGUCGUUGACACUGACGACGAGAUCUCGAACCUCAACAUCGACAAGCUGAAGGCAAUCAAACCCGCGUUCCAGCCUGGUACCGGAACCGUGACCGCCCCCAACGCUUCCCCUCUCAACGACGGUGCCUCUGCCCUCGUCCUCGUCUCUGAGGAGAAACUGAAGGAGCUUGGCCUUACCCCCCUGGCCAAGAUCAGGGGAUGGGGCGAUGCCGCUCACGCUCCCGUCGACUUCACCACUGCCCCCGCCAUUGCCAUCCCUAAGGCCAUCAAGCACGCCGGCUUGACCGCAGAGGAUGUCGACUUCUACGAGAUCAACGAGGCGUUCUCGGUUGUUGCCCUGGCCAACCUCAAGAUCCUCGGCCUCGACAAGAGUAAGGUGAACGUUCACGGUGGAGCCGUGGCCAUCGGCCACCCCCUCGGCUGCUCCGGUGCCCGGGUCGUCACCACGCUCGUCAACGUGCUGAAGCAGAAGGGCGGAAAGAUCGGUGUGGCUGGUAUCUGCAACGGUGGUGGUGGUGCCAGCGCUAUCGUCAUCGAGGCUUGCUAGGAAUUGGUGAGGGCUUCGUGGAAGGCGAUGCUCUGAUGAAGAUACCUACCUGUCCAAUUGAACCCUGGAAAUGAUAAAAAGGGAUAUGCAAGUGCUAAUAUGGGAUGUGUGUGAUGGGUUAUGACCUUUUUUCGGUUUGUUGGUACGUCUGAUAUAGUCAUGGAGUUCGGAAGCAUAUACCUAAGCGUGGGAAAUUGAGAGCAUCAGGAAGAAGCAGCAGUUGAUCCUUUAGUAAUUCAGGCCCUCCAAUGGCCCAAAUUGGCCAGAAGUUGUGAGUACUUGAGUAUAUAAAACAGAGUGAUGCCUACUCGUGCUGCGUGAGUGAAUGGGUGAGUGCAUGAGACAUUGC
Molecule: messenger RNA, 1788 nt
Organism: Tricharina praecox
Lineage: Eukaryota; Fungi; Ascomycota; Pezizomycetes; Pezizales; Pyronemataceae
Product: Thiolase, N-terminal domain-containing protein
Exons: 4
Coding region: 249-1439 (396 amino acids)
Biological process (GO): fatty acid beta-oxidation; ergosterol biosynthetic process
Molecular function (GO): acetyl-CoA C-acetyltransferase activity
Source: RefSeq, a predicted model, not a curated record